UUCUCCACCCUUCUCCUUCUUCAAGCAUCCAAGGACUUCCACCAAUGGCGGUUCAAUCCAAUCCAAUUCCAUCUAUUUAUUAAACUGAAAUCACCAAAAGAAAUAAAAGAAAGGAAAAACCCACAUUUUCCCCUAAGUUAACGACCUCUGCUCCUGAAAAUGUUGAAGGCCGUAGCGUCAACAUGUUUACAGUCCCGUUUCCAUGUGGCAACGACGGCGUUUUACCCCUACCUCCGCCAUGCUUCCGAGUCGAACUCCCCAUUGCUCAGAGUUCUGGACUCACUUAAGGGGCCCAAUUACUCAAAUAGAAGAGGCCCAUAUUUUUUCCGGCGAUUCUUCUGCUCAGACUCCAGUGAAGAUUCUGCCGAAUCCGGGGCUGAAGCUAGACGGGUUGAAACGGAUGGAGAAGAUGCUGAUUCUAAGUCCACUGCAGCAAUUGUACCCACUGUCUUCAAACCUGAAGAUUGCCUAACGGUUCUAGCACUCCCAUUGCCUCAUAGGCCAUUAUUUCCUGGAUUUUAUAUGCCAAUUUAUGUAAAGGAUCCCAAAUUAUUAGCUGCAUUGGUUGAAAGUCGAAAGAGACAGGCCCCUUUUGCUGGUGCUUUUCUUGUUAAAGAUGAACCAGGAACAGACCCUGCUAUUGUUUCUCCAUCUGAUGCAGAGAAGAACAUAUAUGAACUUAAAGGAAAAGAGUUGUUAGGACGCCUUCAUGAAGUAGGCACGCUAGCUCAGAUUACAAGUAUCCAAGGUGAUCAGGUUGUUUUAAUUGGUCAUAGACGAAUUCGAAUUACAGAGUUGGUUGAUGAAGAUCCCCUUACAGUGAAAAUUGAUCAUCUCAAGGAAAAACCUUAUGACAGAGAUGAUGAUGUAAUGAAGGCAACAUCAUUUGAAGUCAUUUCAACCCUGAAAGAUGUCCUGAAAACAAGUUCCCUUUGGCGAGAUCAUGUCCAAACCUACACUCAGCAUAUAGGAGAUUUCAAUUAUCCUAGGUUAGCAGAUUUUGGAGCAGCAAUAUCGGGUGCAAAUAAAUUUCAAUGCCAAGAAGUUCUUGACGAGCUGGAUGUGUACAAACGACUUAAGCUUAGUCUGGAACUAUUGAAGAAAGAAUUAGAGAUCAGUAAAAUCCAGGAAGCAAUUGCCAAAGCAAUUGAGGAAAAGAUAAGCGGGGAGCAGCGCCGCUAUUUAUUGAAUGAGCAGCUUAAGGCCAUAAAGAAGGAACUGGGAUUGGAAACUGAUGACAAAACAGCUCUUUCUGCAAAGUUCAGGGAAAGACUUGAGCCAAAAAAGGAUAAAUGCCCGCCUCAUGUAUUGCAAGUCAUUGAAGAAGAACUGACAAAGCUGCAGUUGCUAGAGGCUAGUUCUAGUGAAUUUAAUGUUACACGUAAUUAUCUAGAUUGGUUGACUGCACUGCCUUGGGGAAUUUACAGCGAUGAGAACUUUGACAUUUUACGGGCUCAAGAAAUUCUUGAUGAGGACCACUAUGGUUUAACUGAUGUUAAAGAAAGGAUAUUGGAAUUUAUAGCUGUGGGAAAACUCAGAGGAACUUCACAAGGAAAAAUCAUCUGCCUCUCGGGUCCUCCUGGAGUUGGGAAGACGAGUAUUGGCCGUUCAAUUGCACGUGCAUUGAACCGUAAGUUCUACCGGUUUUCAGUAGGAGGUUUGUCUGAUGUUGCUGAAAUAAAGGGGCACCGUCGAACCUAUAUUGGUGCCAUGCCAGGGAAGAUGGUGCAAUGUCUGAAGAAUGUAGGAACCGCUAAUCCUCUUGUCUUAAUCGAUGAGAUUGACAAGUUGGGAAGGGGACAUGCAGGUGAUCCAGCAAGUGCUAUGUUAGAGCUUCUUGAUCCCGAGCAGAAUGCUAAUUUUCUAGAUCACUACCUUGAUGUUCCAAUUGAUUUGUCAAAGGUUUUGUUCGUCUGUACAGCGAAUGUGGUGGAUACAAUACCCAAUCCUCUUUUGGACAGAAUGGAGAUAAUUUCCAUUGCUGGUUAUAUUACUGAUGAGAAAAUGCACAUUGCUAGGGGCUAUUUGGAGAAACAUACUCGUGAAGCAUGUGGCAUCAAGCCUGAAGAGGUUGAGGUUACCGAUGCUGCUCUUCUAUAUUUGAUAGAAAAUUAUUGUAGAGAAGCAGGAGUUAGGAAUCUUCAAAAGCAGAUUGAGAAGAUAUAUCGCAAGAUUGCUCUAAAACUUGUGCGGAGGAGAGCACAAAAUAAUCCUCCAGCCACAGAAGUUGAGGAUGGUCAAUCUGUUGAGCUAACGGCAGAAUCUCAUGGUAUCUUGACCGAAACCUCAACUGGAGAAGGGGCACAAGAUGGAGCAGUAUCUGUUGAACCAAGCAAUAUUGAAAAGGCUUCUGAAACCUCCGUAGAAGAAACAAAGUCACUGGAUCCCACAACUGACCUCAUAGAGAAGUCUCCAGAUCAAGCAGCAACUACAGAGGUCAUUCUUGAAAGUGACGAGAGUAAGAGUAACGAGAUUGAAACAGUGGAUAAGGUGUUGGUUGACACGAAUAAUUUAAUGGAUUUUGUCGGCAAGCCUGUCUUUCAUGCAGAGCGCAUAUACGAACAGACCCCAGUUGGUGUUGUUAUGGGUCUUGCUUGGACAGCUAUGGGUGGAUCAACAUUAUACAUCGAAACAACUCUUGUAGAGCAAGGUGAAGGGAAAGGUGCACUCCACGUUACAGGACAACUUGGAGAUGUCAUGAAAGAAAGUUCCCAGAUUGCUCACACUCUCGCAAGAGCAAUAUUGCUUGAGAAGGAUCCUGCAAAUCCCUUCUUUGCUAACUCCAAGCUUCAUCUUCAUGUUCCUGCUGGUGCUACCCCGAAGGAUGGUCCAAGUGCUGGUUGCACCAUGAUCACAUCCUUGUUAUCUCUUGCCAUGAACAAACCUGUCCAGAAGGACCUGGCGAUGACUGGAGAAGUAACACUAACUGGGAAAAUCCUCCCAAUUGGAGGGGUCAAGGAGAAGACAAUUGCUGCAAGACGGAGUGAGGUGAAGACAAUCAUUUUCCCUUCAGCUAACAGGAGAGAUUUUGAUGAGCUUGCGGAUAACGUGAAGGAAGGCCUGGAGGUCCAUUUUGUAGAUGAUUAUAGUCAAGUAUAUGAUUUGGCUUUCAGUUACGACGAGAAGAGGGAAGAAUAAGUCUGUUUCGGUGUAUCAUGAUGUUCGUUGAGUUUGCCAGUCCCAAAAAUUAUCCUGUUCUGAUCAAAUUCAGGGAGCCGAGAAAGUCCCUUGUUCCAACUGGUUUUUCAGGCGGAUUUGGUCCCGGAACGGGACCUUUGUAUACAAGUUUAUGCCAUGAUUCAUUUGUUCGACAGCAACGUUUUUGUACAAUAAUCAUUCAAACGUAUAAAGCACACUUAUCCACCUAUCUAGGAUGAAAUUUUCCCCGGCGGCCUAAGCCUUAGAGCAGCAUGUUGUACCAUCUAUUUGGCUAUGGUAUUCCUAAUAUUAUAUUUUUGAAACUCU
Coffea eugenioides is the source of this 3465-nucleotide messenger RNA. Its product is annotated as lon protease homolog 1, mitochondrial. The record is from RefSeq and is a predicted model, not a curated record. Gene Ontology annotation, cellular component: mitochondrial matrix. Gene Ontology annotation, biological process: chaperone-mediated protein complex assembly; protein quality control for misfolded or incompletely synthesized proteins; mitochondrion organization. The transcript is spliced from 19 exons. Gene Ontology annotation, molecular function: ATP hydrolysis activity; single-stranded DNA binding; ATP-dependent peptidase activity. The coding region runs from base 160 to 3138 and encodes 992 amino acids. NCBI's taxonomy places the organism in Eukaryota, Viridiplantae, Streptophyta, Magnoliopsida, Gentianales, Rubiaceae.